GAUAUAAAGUCAUGUGACUCUAUAACAAAAUUAACCAUUUUACUGCAGUCACUUCUUAAAUACUAACAAUCAACUGGCACACAGCACUCAGACUUUUUUUAUAAAAUGCCUUUAGUUUAUAACAUGCCCUUACAUUUAUAUAUAGCUUACAACUCAAACAAUGAACCCCAUGCUGAGGGUGAGAGGAACUAAAAAAAGCUUAUCUAUAGUUGUGAAACCAGGAAUAGAAGGAGAUUUCUGGUCACUCCCUUCUCAUGUAAAUGACCAGAUCAGUGACGAACGUGCACAUACUGUACGUCUGUGACAACCUGUCAGAUGGGCUCGGACUGAAUUACAAGUGUUCUGAAAAACACUGGUAUUAAUGGACAACGGGAAUGCAAAACAUAAUGGCACCGACCAAGUUGCCCCCCCUCUGCGGCUGCUAAUCGUAGGGCAGAAGCGGACAGGAAAGAGCUCAGUGGGCAACACAAUCCUGGGUAAGAAAGCAUUUAAUACAUGGGGUGGAGCAGACAGUGCAGUAGCAGAUGGAGAAUCUGAGGGCCGACAGCUGAUGGUCGUGGAUGCCUGUGGAUGGGGCACGAACGAGAACCUGGUCCAUAAACAGGAGAAACUAGAGCUAUUUAACGCCUUGUCACUAUGUGAGCCCGGACCCCACAUUCUGCUCCUGGUCAUUCCCUUACUGCACUUUAGCCACUCUGAGAAAGCGGCCCUACAAAAGCGCAUGGAGAUCCUCACAGAGGGUGUGUGGCGCCACACCAUGGUCGUGUUCACGCUUGGGGACCGUCUGCAUGACUGCAGCAUACAGGACCACAUCCAGACAGCCGGGAAGGAUCUCCAGUGGCUAAUGGAGAAGUGCAGGUAUAGGUACCACGUUCUUAACAACAAGACACCCCAGGACAGACAGCAGGUCUCUGGUUUAUUGGAUCGUGCGGAAGACAUGCUGAUGGAGAACGGGGGAUGGCACUUUUCUCUUCACAUGUACAGCAGACUGGAGGAGGAAUGGAGCCGAAGAGAGAUGGAAAUGAAAGAAAAGAUACUAGAGAGACAUGAUGGAGCAGGGAAAACCAGCCGAGGACUGGCUGUGAUUCCUAAUCGCAAUCAAAAAGGUGGUCUGCGUCUGAACGAUACUCUAAUGAAAUUAGUUUACCACGGAUAACCUGCUGCCAAACCAAGUUAUACAGCACUGUUUCGGCAUGAACUCAAAGUGAACUUCUGAACUGUAAAUGUGUUCAUCAACAAAGAUUUUAGGUUAAAAUAUAUCGGAGUCUUCCUUCCUGCAACUGCUCAGCAUUUGUCUCAUUUUGUCUCUCAUUUCACUUUAAAUGUGUCCAUUUCACCAACAACUACUUUCUGAUUUCAUUUUUUUUUUCCAGUUUCAUUUUAAGUGGUCCUGCGGUGUGACAAAAGAUUAGAAGUACAAAUAUAUACAUUUUUUAAUUUAUGAAUAUUUAAUAUUUAAUAUGUUCCUAAAAAUAAUCGAAUUGAUUACAUUGAUAUUUGUUAUACAGUUGCACAUCUUCGUUGAUGUUAAUUAUUUUUUUUAUAAUAAAAAAACUGUUCAUUGUUAGUUCAUAUUAGCUUAAUUCCAUUAAAUAAUAGUAACAGAUACAUCUAUUGAUUUUAAUAAUGUACUAGCAAAUAUUAAAAUGAACAUUAACUAAGAUUAAUAAAUGCAUUAGAAACAUUUUUCAUUGUUAGUUCAUGUUAGCUAAUGCAAUUGUAAUAAUGUUAAAUGGAACCUACUAUAAAGUGUUAUCAAUUAUUUCAUAUCAGCUACCCACAUUUUCACACAAACAUUGUUAUUUAAAACUUAAUGUGAGCCUAUAUUUAUAUAACAACUCAUUGUGGUUAAAUAAUAAAUAAAAUAAAAAUAUCAUAAGAUGUAGGUUAAGAGUUAUGUAAUAUAGACAUUUAUUGGAGAGGGCAAAUUUCAAAGAUACUUUACAACAUCUUGCAUAAUGAUGUAGGAUAGAUUACAAAACAGUGCAAUACGGGGCAAUCAUUGAAGACAAAAGGACUCUUAUUCUUCCCAAAGAUUUUUAGGACAAUUGUAAAUAAAAUGUAAAUGUCUUGUAAUAACCCUUCCAAUUCAUUUUACUUCUCCAUUCAUAUUUUAUUUGAAUUUAAGCUUUUUUGCUUGCAUUCUACAGGACAGUAUUAAGAGACAGAGAAGAGACGGGGAACUGACUGGAAUAUGAUGAAGGCCAGAAACAUCUGAUUGUCCUCAUGAGCACAAUUGCUCACACGCGUUGUGAGGACGUGGUCGUCAUGAUUUAUUCAUUUGAUUAAUUCAAUUUACCACCUGAUGCCUCUUAUCUGAUACCUGCUAAUCUCUGUGCAUGCACUCAUAUCUCUCACCUUUACCCCUCUUCUACAACACUUCUUCACAUUAUCAUAACCAAAAUCUCCCCACCCCUCAUGUCCUAAUACUCUUUAAAGUGACUGAUGGCAAUGUCAUCACAGCGCUGAGCCCCGAACACUCGCUUUAAUUGAUAUGCAAUUUGCACGUCCUCUAAAUCUGAGGAGGUGAGUGCCUUUAAUGUGCUACUCGGAAUGAGGCAUUACAUUUAAAAGAUCAAAGCCAGAGAGCGAGUGAAACAUCAGAGGCCCUAGUCUCAAAGUGAAAUUCUCUCUCGUCGUCACACGGUG
This is a messenger RNA of Carassius gibelio (silver crucian carp), 2649 nucleotides long. Its product is annotated as GTPase IMAP family member 4. NCBI's taxonomy places the organism in Eukaryota, Metazoa, Chordata, Actinopteri, Cypriniformes, Cyprinidae. The coding region runs from base 362 to 1156 and encodes 264 amino acids. Gene Ontology annotation, molecular function: GTP binding. The transcript is spliced from 2 exons. The record is from RefSeq and is a predicted model, not a curated record.